AUGAGUGGACAAGGAGCACGAUAUCUUGGUGAACUUUUGGAAACAAAUACGACACUCGAAACACUGAGUCUCAACGUAAACGAAAUCGGCGAGGAAGGAGGACAAUAUCUCGCUCAGGCAUUGGAACAUAAUAAUACACUUACUACGUUGCGUCUCGAUUCGGGUAGAAUCGGAGAUCAAGGAGCAAAAUAUUUCGCAGAAGCUUUGAAAAAGAACCAGACCCUUACCACAAUAGAUCUUGGCUCCAAUGGAAUUGGUGAUGAAGGAGCAAAACAUAUAGCUAAAGGUUUGCAAAACAACAAGACACUCGUGACUAUGAAACUGUAUAGCAAUGCAAUCAGUGCACAAGCAAUUGAAGAAACGAAGAAAAUCCUGAAGACUAAUGAAAACCUAACCGUGGAUUGGUGA
Rotaria sp. Silwood1 is the source of this 408-nucleotide messenger RNA. NCBI's taxonomy places the organism in Eukaryota, Metazoa, Rotifera, Eurotatoria, Philodinida, Philodinidae. The record is from the annotation of a GenBank genome assembly.